This is a messenger RNA of Plasmodium malariae, 7833 nucleotides long. It is a transcript of the gene PK4, whose product is annotated as eukaryotic translation initiation factor 2-alpha kinase, putative. Gene Ontology annotation, biological process: protein phosphorylation. Bases 1 to 7833 code for a protein of 2610 amino acids. Gene Ontology annotation, molecular function: ATP binding; protein kinase activity. The transcript has a single exon. NCBI's taxonomy places the organism in Eukaryota, Apicomplexa, Aconoidasida, Haemosporida, Plasmodiidae. The record is from RefSeq and is a predicted model, not a curated record.
AUGAAUUAUUAUAAUUUUUUAGUCAAAGAAAGGAAAAUAAAUGAGGAUGACGAAUAUUAUGAUAUAGAAAUGACACAAGGUGGGAGUUGUAAAAAUGUAAAUAUAAAAGACGGUUGUACGGUUAAUAGGAGGAACAAAAUAAGUAAAAAUAUUAAAGAAUAUGCUAUUGAAAAUAGGAAUCCUAUAAGCAAAAAAUGUAAUGGCAAGAAUGUGGAAAAUUAUAUAUUUAAAACAAAAAUGAAUGAAAUGAUUUUAAAUAAUUUAAAAAAUAUAUUUGAGAAAAUUGAAAGUAUAGAGAAAUUAACAAAUGUGGAUAAUUAUAUUAAUAUGAAAAAUAAAUAUGUGAAUUAUCAUAAAACAAAUUUUAUGAACCGUAGUAAUAUUACUUCAAGUAAUGAAAGUCGUGUCGAAGAUAAUAAUUGCUUACAUAAUAAUAAUAAUAAUAAUGAAAUUUGUUCUACGUAUUCAUAUAACAGGUUAAAUGAUAUAGUAUACAGAGAUAAAAGAAAUAAGGGAAUAUAUGAAACAUGUUAUAAACGUUCUUCAAGUAAUUGUAAUAAUGUUGAUAAUAAUAAUAAUAUUUAUGAAUAUGUUAAUAGGGGAAAUGCGUACUGCAGUGGGCAAGAAAACAUUUUGUAUAGGGAGGAUAACGUUUAUUCUGAUGAUGAUAAAAAUUAUAACAAUAUACAUUAUCUGUUCAAUUACAAUAAUGUAGGGGCUAAUAUGUACCAAUGCGAUAAUGAAAUAAAAAACUUGGAAAUAUUAAAAAGUAAAUUUGCACAUUGGGGAUUACGAACGUAUAAAUGUUUGGACUAUACAAAGGAUAAUAAAAUCUACAAAAGACUUCUAAAAGAAGAAAAAAAUGGUGAUUUAUUUACGAAUAAUAAUGUAAAUUAUGAAAUAGGUAAUAAGAAGGAUUUUGUAAAGUCUUUGAAGCAAAAUAAUAGUAACGAGAGAUCUGAUUUUUUUGACCGAAACGAAAUGAACAACUUAUCGGAGAGUGAAAAAAAAGACAAUUUUACCGUGUGUAAGAAAAAAGAAGAAAAUAUUUUUAGUAAUAAGUUGAAUAUCACGAAUAAUAGUGAAAAUAUAUUAAAUGGGGAUGAUAUAAUAGUCUUAAAGGGAAAAGGUUUAAAUAAGAAUAUAGAAGUUUUUCCUAGUGGUAACAAUUUAGGGAAUAAAAAUAUCUUAUUUCCAUAUCCGGAUAAUAAGAAUAAAAAUGAAAUGAAUUUAACGAAAUAUUCGAGAAAUAAAUAUUUCUAUGGUCAAUACAAAUAUGAUGAGUCUACAUAUAUAUAUGAUCUUAUAGUUUUGGAUGCAUCUGGACAUAUAUAUAAGGUUUCUACAGAUGGAACUUAUUACUGGAAAUAUAAGAUUGUGAAGAGCAUACAUGAUUAUUUAAAUUUUGAUGAUAACAAAAAAGAAGAAGGUUCUCAUUAUAAAGCUAUAAAAGACGAAAGUGGGGAUAACUUUACUUUUAAGGAUAAUUUUACAGAAAGCAAAGUUGACAUAGAUCAGGAAUUAACAUUAAAACUAAGGGCAAUGAAAAGGCUACAAUAUAGGAAAUAUUUUGAUAUAUCCAAAAUAAAUGCUCAUAAGUAUACUCUUAUAGAUGGUAAAAAAAAAUUGCUUCAAGACCGUGUUAAGGAUUUUAAGAAGAAAAAUUAUAAUGAAAAAUUAAAAAAAGGUAAGAAUAUAACUAAAAAGUUGCUUUCAAAUUAUAGUGGAGAUUUAUAUUAUGUGAAUGAAGAUAAUGAGGCAAUGUCUUUAAAUAUAAAUAUUAAAGAUGUUGUUAAUAAUUCUCCAUUCAAAUCUCCGCUUUUUCCAAAUAUAGUAUUCAUGGGAUCUAGACAUUCAAGUAUAAUUAAUAUAGAUUAUGAUACAGGAAACGUCAUAAAGGAAUACGAUGAAACAUAUGAUUAUAUAUUGAGUAAAGGAGCAAACGCAACUUUAUUAAAUCGAAAGAACGAAAAAAUAAUAAAAAAUAUUUCAAACGAAAAUGAGCAUGCUUUAGAAAAUGAACAAUUAAGCGAAUACGAUAAUAAUAUCCAAAGUUCAAAUUAUAAAAGCGAAAUUAGGGAUAAAGAAGUUGAAAGCGAACGUUAUGACAAAAUUGUUGGUGAGGAUGAAAAUGGACAUAAAGAUAAAUUAGAUGAUCCUAAGGAAGAGGAUUAUGAUGGAUAUGAAGAUGGAAAUGAAAAUCAAUAUAAAAAUCGAUAUGAAAUUUAUCCUCUAUAUAACGAUAUAAUAGAAAAAGAGCAUAAUAAGAGUAACAUUAUCUAUGGCAUUCAUAGUGAAAAAAUCAAUAAUAAACAGAUUUUGAGAAGGGAUGAAAAUAACACAUUACUUAGUUCAAAUGAUACAGUGAAUGAAUAUCACACAGGACAAAAAUUGGACAAACAUUCGUCAAAGGAUACAUUCAAAGGGGGAAAGGUUACUAAUGAUAAAAACAUUGGUGAUAACGACUCCCAUAACAGUAGCAAUAGUAAUAGUAAAGGUAACACUAAUAGCAAAAUCAAUAGUAAUCAUAAUAAUGUCGAUGACACCAAAGACAAGUGGAAAAUAAAAUUAAAGAAUGUGCGAAAUGUCUUAAGGGAAGGGAGAAAAUUCCCAAUUAGAAAAUCGUUUAUGAGAAUAAAUAAAAGGAAUUUUCUAAAAAUGCAUUCUUAUAAUACCAUUUUAGAAGUAAUGAAAAAGAAGAAGAAAAAAAAAAAAAAAAAGAGGAGAAAGAAAACAGAAAAGAGACAAUUGCAAAUUAGUAUUGUUAAAUGGAUUAUUGAAGCAGUUGAUGAAAAGACAUUGAAAAAAAAAUGGAUAACAACUUGGGUUGAUGUUGGAUCCAUUUUUAUAACUGAUAGUCAUAAAGAAGAUAUAUCAUUUAUUAAUACAUUAAUUGAAAUUAUGGGUAAUAAGCUGAUAUUAAGACCGUUAGAAGUAGAUAAAAUGAACAAAGCUUAUAGUAUUUCUAAAAAUAUAAAUAGUGUAAAUGAUGAAGGGAUAGGUAUUAUAGAAACAAAUUAUGAAAACGAUUUGGAAAAUGAAUUGCAAAAUAAAAUGAAUAAAGCAAAUACUAAUGUCAAGUCCAAAAUUUUUAUUUUCUCAGAGGCAAUAUCUUCUGUUUUUGCUUUGAAGUUUAAAUCUGCUUCAAAUAUUUUUACGUUAGAUUUGAUUAUGAAACAGAAUGGAAAGAUGUUUCCAGAAUAUAAUAAUCUAAAAAAAUUUACAUAUGGCUCUCUUAAUUUUAACAAAGAGAAUACAUUGUUUUUACCUUUUUCAUCUAAUGAUUAUACCAAAUAUAAUGAUGAAAAAAAGGUUUCAUAUGAUUUUGAUGAGAAUAUACAUUAUGGCAAAAAAAUAUUACACCGACUAAAUAAUAUAUCUGUAAAUAUAACAUCUAUCGAGAAGGAUAUAAGAUAUCUUUUAUCCAAUAUAAUUUUUAUUUAUGAUAAAAAUAAAAAGAUACCUAUAAAUUAUAUAUACAAGAUGAAAUACUUAAUACGUGAGUAUCAUAAGACGAAACAACAAUUCUUGUUUUAUUUACCAGGAUUAGACAGGCAAAAACAUUUGAGUUAUUCUUAUUAUAAUGAUGAAAGUAUAAAUAAUAUUAAUAGUAACACGGGUAAUGGUCCUAUCCACAUAUGCGAAUAUGUAAAAGAAUUUAUUGAUUUGUAUUUUGAAGAAAAUGAAAUAUGCUUUGAUUAUUGUUCUGUGUUAAAUAUAUGGGAUAAGAUAUUCAAUAAUUAUACUAGUCAAGAGGACUGCUUUUUGUUGUCAAAUUUAUAUAGGGUUAUUCAAAAUGCUUUUGCUUUUAACAACAAAGAUUUUAACAAUUUUAAUUAUGGACAUAUGUUAUCAGAAAAUGGCAAUUUCUUAGUUAAAAGGAGAAAAAAAAUAUUCAAUGGCUCGAGGAGUCAGGAAUUUAAGGAGAUAUCCCCCCUAAAGUAUAAGAAAGGAUGGUAUUGGAGUAUGUUCUAUGCAGUGAUGCUGAUAUUCGUUGUUCCUUUUGUAUUUAUAUACAGAAUGUUCAAGAAGAAAAAAAACAAUAAUAAAAUAAUUAUGAAGAGGAAAAAAUUAAAAGAUUAUGAUGAAAAUGAGCGCGACAGUGUAUAUAAAUACGAUGAUGAUAUAGUAAAAAUGAGCUACAACUUACUGCAUGAGGAUAACUUAAAACUAAAAAAUAUUAUAAGAGAAAAGAAUCAUAUGAUAAUGUCAGAUAAUGAAUUAGGUAUUGAUAUUAAAAAAGAGAUUGUGACAAAGUUCGGCAAAGAUGAACAACCAACAUUAGUGGAUAUAUUAGCUAGACAUGCAAGAGACUCAGAUAGUAGUAGUGGUAAUAAAUAUUUUGAUAUUCAUGAUGUUAAAUAUAAUUUACAUCCAUUACAUUACUGGGGGGAUAGAUCUAAAUAUAGUUUACCUAAUAUGUCUAAUAUGAAUAAUUCAUAUAGAAACAAACACAUUGAAACUAUUAAAUCUUAUAUUAAUGAAAAGGAUACGUUUUAUACUUAUAGAAGGAGAGCUGCAUCACAGGAUGUAACAUAUAAACAACCGUUUAUUUUAAAAAGGAGAAUAAGAAGUAACUACAAGUUAGGAAAUAAAUAUAAUAAAAAAAAUUAUACCGAUAAUGAAAAGGACAACAAGAAACACAAUCGUGUGAAACAAAAACAUAUAGAUGAAAAAGCUUUUGACAAAAAAGACUUCAUAAACUUUCUGACUAAUUUUAAUAAAAAAUUUAUGAAAAAAAAUUCAUUGGUAGAUCAUCUUAUGAAAAUCAAUAAAACUGCUGCUGGUAAUGAUAAGUCUAACCAUAAUAGUAGCAGUGUCAGCAGUAAUGAAAACAGUAGUGCAAACAAUAGUACCCACAACAUUGAAAAUAAUAAUGUUUUAAGUAAUUCGGGUAAAAAGAAUCAAGGUAUGAGUAGUGAUAAUGAAUAUAAAAACAAUUUUUUAAAAAAAAAUGGAUUAAAGAAGUAUAUUUAUGAAGAAAAUAAAACAAACGAUGAGAAGAAAAAUAAGAUCAAAUAUUCAAAACAUACAGAAAGUGACCACAUUAGUACACAUAAACAAAAUACUCAGAUGAAAAGUAAGACGGAAAGUAUAGGAAAUAAUGGUACUGAAAAAAUGAAUACUAAAAGUUCAACUGCAAGGAACUUAUCCAGUAUUCAGACAUCUCAUAUUCCUUAUGAUGCUCCAUUAGCUGAUUUUUUAGAAAAUGGAAGAUUUAUGAGAACUUUUGAAAAUAUCUCUUUGAUAGGACAAGGUGGAUUUGGAUCAGUGUAUAAGGUGUCACAUAGACUUGAACCAGGAUCUCCUACUUAUGCUGUAAAAUUUAUUUAUUUAAAAGUUAGUUCAUUAGAUAGUGUAAGUUCAAGAAGAUAUUUCCGUGAAAUUGCAGCAAAUAGAGAUAUAUAUAGUAAACAUGUUGUGCGUUAUUACACUUGGUGGUGUGAGGAACCACAAUUUCUACCCAUGCAUAUAUUACCGAAGGAAGUACAAAAUUUAGUUAAAAGGAAUAAAGAUUCUUUUAAGAAAUUUAGUAACAAAAAUAAAAAAUAUGAUUGUGUUUGCUCUGAAAAAUUAUCGUCUUGGGAGAACAAAAGAGUUGAUUUAAAAAAUUAUAAGAAGAUCAUUAAAAAAAAGAAUUCACGUCGAUUUAAAUUUUAUAGUGACAACGAUGGAUUAAGUUAUAAAAGAAACGAUUACAACGUUUAUGAUAAUGAUACGUAUAACAAUAAUAUUAAUAAUGGGAAGAAAAAAUUAUUUUUAAGUGAUAAAAACUUUUCAGACAAUGUAUAUGCAAAUGAAAACAUUAAAAAUAAAAGGAAAAAAAAAAAAAAAAAAAAAAAAAAAAUAAUCUAUGAAGAAAAACAGAAUGGUGAAUUAAAAGGUAAAAACCAUAAAUAUCCAUCUGCUCGUGAGAAAAUUAAUACUGCUUAUUUUAGUUCAAGUUUUCAAGAGUUUGAUCCCUUUGAUUAUGGAUAUCUGAGUGAACAAGAUAGAGAUCUAAUUGUUUUUGCCGACAAUGAUGAACCGAGUGCUCAUAAUACACGUCCACAAAUAACAGCUUCGGGGGAAAUGCAGUCAAGUAAUAAUGUUAAUACGAAUAGCAGCAAUUAUAGUAAAGGACCUCCAAUCAACGCAGACACAACUCAAAAUGAAGACGAAUUGUUAAUUCAAAGUGCGAUAAAAAGUAAUUUGAAUCAUAUAAAGGAUUCUAAACAUGUUACUUAUGACACUAAAGUAAAUGAUUCCCAACAAUGCAAAAAUUAUUUAAUGGAAACGAAUGUGCCUAGUGGUAAUGUUAAUGGUAUAUCAUCUAGUAAGACUAAUUUUGUGAAAGAAUAUGAAGUUAAAAACUGUAACAAAGAUGAUUUCACUUAUAUAAAUAACAAGGAUAAGAUAAUUAAUGGAGUUGAAACUGUUGAUAAAAAAAUAAAAAAUAUUAGUAACAAAGGUGAUUCUACUACCACAAAUGAACCAGCACAACAUAAUGUGGAAAAAAAAGAAUGUAAUAACAACAAUAAAGAGAAAAAGAAAGUUGAUGAAGAAGAACUAGUUCUAAAGGAAAACGCUGAUAAAAUAAUAAAAAGUUACAAGAAAAAAAAUGUUGGUCCAGAAUUUUCAAUAGUUUUGUUACUACAAAUGGAAUUGUGUAAAGGAUAUACACUUCGUAAAUGGCUAGAUAGAUCAAAUAGAAGUGAUAAACCUUUACAUUUUACAUACUGUGAUAAAAAUAUGAACCAUCCAUUAGAGUUUGAUUUAUUUAAACAGCUUAUUAAAGGUUUAAAAGAUAUUCAUUCUACAUGCUUUAUACAUAGAGAUUUAAAACCGGAAAAUAUCUUCGUAGACCCAGACACGUACACUUUAAAAAUAGGAGAUUUAGGAUUAGUUCGAUUUAUUGAAGAAAAGAAAAGAGAAAAAGAUUUAAAUAAUUUAGAUUCUUUUAAAGACAAUAUAUAUACAGAAAUUAACCACAAUACUAUAACUAGUCAAAUAUCAUUAAAAGGUCAAAUAAUAGGAACACCAGGAUAUACAGCACCAGAGGGAGGAGCAUUAUGUGAUGAAAAAGCAGACAUAUAUAGUGCAGCUUUAAUACUACUAGAGUUGCUGUGUCCACGUUUUAAUACUAUAAUGGAGAGAUAUAAAAGAUUAAAUGACUUUCGAAAUUAUUAUACUGUUCCUGAUUAUGUUAAAAUUCAUUUAAACCCGUGGUACAUUUUAAUGCUACAAAUGUCUAAACCUAAACCUGCUGACAGACCAUCAGCUGCAGAUUUAUAUAGUAAAAUAAAAGUACUACUGGAUCCUCAUCUAACCGAUUUUGCUUUUAGUUUUAAUGAUAUUAAUAACGAUGAUGGACCGUAUUUAGUUGAAUCAAAUGGAAAAAAUUCCAACCUUCAUAAUGAGACCAUUGACCAGAAUAGUUCACGUAUCAAUAAGGUGUACAGCAAUGGUGUUGACGCGAACAAAAUAGGUAGUAAUAAUGAUGUAGGUAGUAAUGAUGUGGAUAGCAUUAAUAUACGUAGUAAUAAUGUGGUUAGUAAUAAUAUAGGUAGUAAUAAUAAUGUAGGUAGUAAUGAUGUGGAUAGCAUUAAUAUACGUAGUAAUAAUGUGGUUAGUAAUAAUAUAGGUAGUAAUAAUAAUGUAGGUAGUAAUGAUGUGGAUAGCAUUAAUAUACGUAGUAAUAAUGUGGUUAGUAAUAAUAUAGGUAGUAAUAAUCUGGAUAGUAUUAAUAUACGUGACAACUGUUUUAAUAAAAAUGAUAACAAUGAAAUUAGUGCGAAUAAUACAAAAAAGGAGUCUUCAGUAAGUUGCAUAAACUUGGAAAAUUCCCAUUAA